UUAACUGAUCAGAUGAAUCGAAGCUCGCGAGUAGAACGCACGUGUCGAUUGUAUUAAUCGGCAUUAUACCAUUAAUUGGAUAUUAAUAAUUUUUAAGUGGGUUACGUUUUUUUGGCCACCACUAAUUUAAGCUUUGUUUACUCAUGGCCGACUGUUCAAACGUUGUGUGAAUUUCAGUGGUUCCAAAGAUGAUCUAAGCGUUUGAUGUGAAAUCUUGGUAAUUAAUGUUAAAGUGGAAAUCUUAAAUAAAAAAAUCUUGGGAUCUAUGAUUUGUUGAUAAGUGCGUGAUAGUGUGUGAUAAUGGGUGCGGUGAAGAGCAAGCUGGCGUUUUGGUGCCCGCCUCGGUGUGGAUGCUGCGGACAUCGGAGAACUGAUUCUUAUGACCUAAAAGAUCUUCCACGGCCUCCACAGUUGGAUGCAUCUGUCAAUGUCAUCGAUGGAACGAGACAAGGCGUCCUCGCAGUGCAAGGUAUCGACUUCUGCGUCGAAGCUAAUGGGGAAAAUCAUCAUACGAAUAAAUUUAAUCUCAUGACAAGAGAUGUUGACAAGUGUCUGGUUGUGAGACGAGGUCAGGCCUUCAAAUUGGAUAUUCUGUUAAACCGGCCGUACGAUGCCAACCGAGAUGCUAUUUCCUUCAUCUUCUAUGUGUCAGAUGUGGAGAGACGUGGGCCAUCCGACGAUACGUCGGCGGCUGUACCUAUGUUGGAGAAAGGCUCGGAAACCUUGGGUGCAUGGAAUGCUGUGUACGAAGGUCAAAUGGAUUCGCAUCUCAUGGUGGCGGUGACCCCCGCUGCAGACUGUAUUGUGGCUGCUUGGCGUAUCGACGUUGAUACUAAAUUGAACGCGGGUGGAUCGCUCAGUUACACACACCCACUGCCAAUUUACGUGCUCUUCAAUCCUUGGUGUUUGAAUGAUAGCGUUUACAUGCCAGGUCACAGUCAUCGCGAGGAGUACGUGCAAGAUGACGGUGGACUCAUGUUCCGAGGAGUGUACAAUAGAAUCAAACCCACGCCAUGGAAUUAUGCGCAGUACGAGAAGGAUAUAUUGGAAUGCGCGCUAUAUCUAGUCAGAGAGGUCGGAAAGGUUAAAGGCCGAGCGAGAGGAGAUCCUAUCAGAACAGUGCGAGCAUUGUCUGCCGCAGUCAAUGUUCAAGACGACAAUGGUAUUUUGUUCGGAAACUGGGCCACGGAGCUGAGCGACUACAGUGGAGGCACGCAUCCUCUCAAAUGGGUCGGCUCGCUGGCCAUCCUGCAGAAAUACUAUGAAAAGAAGAAACCGGUGAAGUACGCGCAAUGUUGGGUGUAUGCGGGUGUUUUGACGACAAUCUGCCGAGUGUUAGGUAUUCCAUGUAGACCAGUCACAGGUUACGACGCGGCACACGACAGCCAGGGUAGUCUGACCAUUGACAUCAUCAAGGACGAGGAAGGCAACACCCUGGAAGAGUUUACCAGGGACUCUGUAUGGAACUACCACGUUUGGAAUGAGGUGUGGAUGGAUCGUCCCGACCUAGGCGCCGACUAUAGCGGUUGGCAAGCAAUAGACUCCACGCCCCAAGAAACCUCAGAGGACGUGUAUCGCUGUGGACCAGCCUCCUUACGAGCAGUGCGUGAUGGUGAUCUCCAAAAGCCAUACGAUGCUUCCUAUAUCUUCGCGCAAGUGAAUGCUGACAAAGUCCUGUGGAAAUAUUCCGGUGAAAUCCAACCGUUAAAACUUUUAGCACGCGAUACAGUAUCAAUUGGACAAAAUAUUUCUACAAAAGCAAUUGGCCGUAUGGAACGAGAGGAUAUCACGAGUCUUUAUAAGUACCCCGAACGGACGCGAGAAGAGCGCGAUACUAUGGAAAAAGCACUCCGCAAAUCUGAAAGUAUCUUCGCAAGAUACUACCUCAAUGAUGCCUUCAAUGAAGUCACUUUCGAUUUUGAACUUAGAGACGAUAUUAAAAUUGGCCAAGACUUCAAUGUGGUUCUGCACAUCAGAAAUCGUUCCUCUAUAAAUGAGCAUCACGUAAAGGGAGUGCUGCGGGUGGACACGGUGACGUAUACGGGAGUGACGGGCGAUGGAGUUAAGAGGACCGAGUUUGACAAGGUGUUGGCACCAGAGGCGAAGGAAAAUAUCACAGUCAACGUCACAUUCGAUGAUUACUACAAGAAACUGGUUGAUCAGGCAUCCUUCAACAUAGCGUGUUUGGCCACGAUCGUAGAGAAGAACUUCGAUUAUUUCGCACAAGACGACUUCAGAGUUCGGAACCCUGACAUCAAGAUUUCUAUAGACGGCAAACCAGCCACACGACAAGAGUGCACGGUUAUUGUGAAGGUGGAGAAUCCUUUGCCGAUACCUUUGAAGAAUGGCAAGUUCUACAUCCAAGGAACGGGGCUUGAGAAACAGAUGAAGAUUGAGCUUGAUGAGAAUGUGGCUCCAGGUGCUAUUGCAGAAGCGCAGUUCAAGCUCACCCCACCAUGGGCCGGUCGAUUUCAGAUAUCAGCCAAAUUUACUUCCAAGGAAAUGCGUGAUGUGGAUGGCUUCCAUACGUUUAUGGUCAAAGCUCUUGAAACCAACGGUAUUCCAUUAAUAGACGCUAAUGAAACAAGGCAGAUUUAAAAAGUCAACGAACUAAACAGCCACAAUAAUGUACUAUAGAGGAAUUAAGUUAUGUAUUUGCAAAAAUUUAAGUAUCUACCUUUUAAGUUUUUUAGUGUAGGUUUGUUAAAAAUAUAA
Messenger RNA from Maniola jurtina (meadow brown), 2715 nucleotides. RefSeq names its product annulin-like. Lineage: Eukaryota; Metazoa; Arthropoda; Insecta; Lepidoptera; Nymphalidae. Gene Ontology annotation, biological process: peptide cross-linking. The coding region runs from base 301 to 2598 and encodes 765 amino acids. The record is from RefSeq and is a predicted model, not a curated record. Gene Ontology annotation, molecular function: protein-glutamine gamma-glutamyltransferase activity. The transcript has 12 exons.